Molecule: messenger RNA, 742 nt
Organism: Acanthochromis polyacanthus (spiny chromis)
Lineage: Eukaryota; Metazoa; Chordata; Actinopteri; Pomacentridae
Gene: npy
Product: neuropeptide Y
Exons: 4
Coding region: 142-441 (99 amino acids)
Biological process (GO): feeding behavior; neuropeptide signaling pathway
Cellular component (GO): extracellular region
Molecular function (GO): neuropeptide Y receptor binding; neuropeptide hormone activity
Source: RefSeq, a predicted model, not a curated record
CUUAACAGUGCGCAGCUCUGACGCGAUUUUCUGCGGCGUGUCUGGCGCGCAGGGAUAUAAACCCCAGCGCGCACCAAGCGUCCAGAAGAGCAGCAGAAACACAAGACUGCGCGCAAAUCUCACUCUAACCCUCUAGGAAAUAUGCAUCCUAACUUGGUGAGCUGGCUGGGGACUCUGGGGUUCCUGCUGUGGGCGCUGCUCUGCCUGGGCUCCUUGACGGAGGGAUACCCGGUGAAACCGGAGAACCCAGGGGAUGACGCCCCGGCGGAGGAACUGGCCAAGUACUACUCAGCCCUGAGACACUACAUCAACCUCAUCACAAGACAGAGGUAUGGGAAGAGGUCCAAUCCUGAGAUUCUGGACACACUGGUCUCUGAGCUGCUGUUGAAGGAAAGCACAGACACACUUCCACAGUCAAGAUACGACCCGUCAUUGUGGUGAUGCUGUCAUCGGUGUUGGCUCUCACUCUCUGCCACCCCGCCACUGAUAAUCUGACCUCUGUCACUUCAUACCCUCCUAUACCAAAAGAACUCCCUGCCUCUGCCCUUUUGCCUCUAUGAGCCGCCACGUACGCCCAGCCCCUUGUCCUUAUCAGCUACAGUCAACACUGCUUUUAGUAGCCCAUAAAAUUGUAAAUAGUUUAUUCAGAGUCAUCAUCUGUGAAACACAAAGGUAAAGUGGAGGAAGGGCAUGUUGAUUGUAUUGCAUAUUUGUGCUAUUAAAGAUUCACUGUUUGAACAAA